Messenger RNA from Penicilliopsis zonata CBS 506.65, 2997 nucleotides. RefSeq lists its product as hypothetical. The transcript has 3 exons. Gene Ontology annotation, biological process: nuclear-transcribed mRNA poly(A) tail shortening. The record is from RefSeq and is a predicted model, not a curated record. Gene Ontology annotation, molecular function: protein binding; poly(A)-specific ribonuclease activity. The coding region runs from base 389 to 2779 and encodes 796 amino acids. Lineage: Eukaryota; Fungi; Ascomycota; Eurotiomycetes; Eurotiales; Aspergillaceae. Gene Ontology annotation, cellular component: nucleus; CCR4-NOT complex; cytoplasm.
CUCGAGCUGGAUUCUAUCGGCAAUUGCAUCUGAAUCGUGGCCUGUGGUUUUUCGCGCCAGAUCGCCGUUCCCAUCGCUUUCGCCGCCCGCCCUAUCGUUCGCUCCCUCUCUCUCACUCUCACACACACUCUCUCUACCCAACUCCUUCACCCCACCACCACACCGGGGAAACACCAGCUGCUGCGAGAAUCUUAUUCCAUCCAUCCAGAUUCCCGGGGUGCUUCCGCCUCAGGACCCCAUGUUGAAGAGAAGGAGAGAUCGUCGUCGUAUCCGGGCCUCAACUCCUCUUUCUCUCCUCUCCGCCGCCGCACGGGGGUCGACGACUGCCUCUGUCCAACAGCAACACCCGCCGGUACCAUACCUGCCUCGGUCUCGGCUGCCUCGUUAAAUGGCCGAUGGUACCUACAGGUUCCAGCAGCCUGGGGCCGGGCAAUUCUACUUCCAACCGCAAUCUCAACAGCACUCCCACCCGCGCCACCUCGUCCGCAACGGCACCAAUUCGCCCACCGGUCGCCUCAAGUUCAAUAGCGACACCCCCUCCCCGUCUCGCUCCCCGCCUCUCGGUGGUCAGGCUACCUCGCUCAAUCCCUUCACCAUGUACAGCCAGACCCAUCAAGCUCAGCACGUCAUGCUGAAUGGUGGUCAGGCCCACCAGCGGUUCGGUAUGCAGCUGCCCAAAUUCCAAUCCCAGAGUCACCACCCCCACCAUGCGCAGCAACAACAGCAGCAGCAGCAACAACAACAACAACAGCAGCAGCAGCAGCAUCAGCAGCAGCAUCAGCAGCAUCAGCAGCACCAGCAGCAUCAACAGCAGCAACACCACCCUCAUCAUACGCAAGCCUCUCACGCCAUCACCCACCAACACAACUUCUCCGGCGGCGCUCUUGCCAGCACCACCCCUCAUUUCACCCCAAGCCACCUCCAGAAUGGCGGGCCCACCACCCUUGACGACGAGAUGGACGAAUCGAUGAACGAGCACUGGCAACUGCAGCUGCAGUUGGCUGCCGAGUCGAGGCAGGCUAGCUCCCCGCACUACUACGCUCGUUCCGUCGCCCAGCAGGCCAAGGGUAUCCAGAUCGCGCCCCUCCAGAUCGCCGCCGACUCGCCGGAGAACGGCAUCGACGGCCGCAAUGGCUCCGCCAAGGUCAAGGACAGCAGCAGCAACGGUAGCAACAGUCGCCAAGGCUGGCAUGCCCUCGACUUUGGUGGCCAGGGUCUGCGCGCCCUCUCCACCUCCCUGUUCAAUUACGUCUUCCUGGAAAAACUCUACCUGAACCACAACAAGCUCAAGGCCCUCCCGCCCUCCAUCGGCCAGCUACGCCGUCUGAGUCACCUGGAUCUCUCCGGCAACGAUCUCACCGAGCUGCCCGACGAGAUCGGCAUGCUCACCAGUCUCCGCAAGCUCUAUCUCUUCGACAACAACCUCCGCACCCUUCCUUACGAGAUGGGUUACCUGUAUCAGCUGGAAACCCUGGGCAUUGAAGGCAACCCGCUGAGCGAUGUUCUCAAGACCCAGAUCAUGAAGGAGGGCACCAAAGCGUUAAUCAGAUACCUCCGAGAGGAGAUGCCAGUGCAUCUCCCCCCUCCCGAACGAGAUUGGAUCAUACUGGACGAAACGGCCAGCUCAUCAAACUCUCCCACAGACAAGAUCACCGUGCUCUCCUACAACAUCCUCUGCGAGUCAUCCGCGACGCCAUCGCACUAUGGCUACACACCGUCCCGCGUGCUGGCCUGGGAGUUCCGACGGGAGAUGAUCCUCAGUGAGAUCCGGUCUCACAAUGCAGACGUGGUCUGCAUGCAGGAGGUGGACCAAGGCGGCUACAACGACUACUUCCGGGAGCAGCUGGCGUACAACGACUACAAGGGGGUGUACUGGCCUCGUGGGCGAGCCAUGGGCAUGCAGGAGGAGGACGCCAAAGCCGUGGACGGCUGUGCGACUUUCUUCAAGGGCAGCAAGUACAUCCUGCUGGACAAGCAGCUGAUCAACUUUGGGCAGACCGCGGUGCGGCGGCCGGAUGCCAAGGGCCAAGACGACAUCUACAACCGGCUGUGGCAGAAGGACCACAUUGCGGUGGUGGUAUUUUUGGAGAACCGGAUGACGGGCUCGCGGUUCAUCGUGGUGAACUCGCACCUCUACUGGGACCCGGCCUUCAAGGACGUCAAGCUGAUCCAGACGGCCAUCCUGAUGGAGGAGAUCACCAAGCUCUCCGAGACGUACGCCAAGUGGCCCGCGUGCACGGACAAGACGGCCUUCCGCUUCUCCGAGGCGGAGGACGGCACGGAGAACCAGAAGAAGAAGAAGCCGGCGACGCCCGUGGAGCCCGCCCCCUCGGUGGAGUACCCCAGCGGCGACCAGAUCCCUCUCCUCAUGUGCGGCGACUUCAACUCCUCGCCCGGCUCGGCGGCGUACAACCUGAUCGCGCACGGCGGACUCAACGAGGACCAUCCGGAGCUGGAGAACCGGCUGUACGGCAAUCUCAGCCGGGUGGGCAUGACGCACCCGUUCAAGCUCAAGUCGGCGUACAGCUCGAUCGGCGAGCUGGGCUUCACCAACUACACGCCCGACUUCAAGGACAUCCUGGACUACGUGUGGUUCACGUCCAACUCGCUGCACGUCACCGCCCUGCUCGGCGAGGUGGACAAGGACUACCUGCAACGGGUGCCCGGGUUCCCCAAUUUUCAUUUUCCCAGUGACCACAUCGCAUUACUUGCGGAGUUUUCAGUUAAAGGUAAAAAGGCAAAGGUUGUCGAGGUGGAUUUUGGACCGCAGCGUAAAUGAUGGUUGUUGGGGGUGGUGGUGCAUCUUCAUUGAGGACCGGCCGGUGUUCUUCCUCUCUUCCUUUUCUCUUCCUUUUCAUCUCUUCGCUUUUCCCUCAUGUUCUUCUCGGAUUGGUGGCGGUGAGGUGUUGCUCAUGUAUCUUCCUUUUUCUUUCCUUCCUCGCUCUGUCCGUCUCUCUUUAUCUGUCUUGUGAGUUUAUUGUUUCUUCGCCGCCGGCG